AUGGAUAAGGGCGGCCCCGAGGGCCCCCUGGGGGCCCCCCAGGGGCCCCCCAGGGGCCCCCUGGACUCAUUUGUGGCUCGGGCCAAGGCCGCCAGGGGCCCCCAGCUGCUGCAGGUCCUUCAGGAGGCCCUGCUGCACCCAGACCUCUUUCUUUUCGGGGAGUUGCUGGCCCUAGACAAUGUGCAGCAGCUAGGGGGGCCCCCCAGGGGCGCAGGGGGGCCCCCUGGGGAGGGGCCCCCGGGGGGCCCCCCCCCAGAAGGGGGCCCCCCGGAGGGGGGCCCCCGCAUGCUGUUUCUGCUGCGUCUGAUGGCCUCUGGGACAGUCAAAGACCUCGUGGAGAGCCUCGGGGGGCCCCUGGGGGCCCCCGUACCCCCCCAGCUUCUUUACAAGCUGCGGCUGCUAACUAUAGUCUCCUGGGCUUCUGUGUCUUGCUGCAUUUCUUUCAAAGACCUGCAGGGGGCCCUGGAGGCCCCUGGCUGCUGCAGCGCAGCAGCGGGGCUGCUGCAGCAGGGGGGGCCCCCCGGGGGGCCCCCCGGGGGGCCCCCCGGGGGGCCCCCCGGGGGCGCGCAGCCAGACGAGGCCGCCGCAGGGGCCCCCGACAGCAGCAGCAGCAGCCCCGCAGCAGCAGCAGCAGCAGCAGCAGCAGCAGCAGCAAAGGAGUCGCUCACGGAAUCGGAAGUGGAAGAAAUGGCAGUCACUUGUUUGCGUUUGGGUUUGCUGCGGGGGCGGGUGGACGGGGAGCUGGGGUGUAUAGACACCUGGGGGGCCCCCCUGGGGGCCCCCCUGGGGGCCCCCCUGGGGGCCCCCUUGGGGGCCCCCCUGGGGGCCCCCCUGGGGGCCCCCCUCCGAGACCCCACAGAAAAAGAUAUUGACCCAAUGUUAUCCGUUUUAACAAACUUUCAAAACAAAAUUUCCCACAUUUUGCUGCUGCUUAACACUGCCAAGCAAAAUAUGCUCCAAAUCAAAAACCCCUAA
This is a messenger RNA of Eimeria necatrix, 975 nucleotides long. RefSeq lists its product as hypothetical. The transcript has a single exon. The record is from RefSeq and is a predicted model, not a curated record. Bases 1 to 975 code for a protein of 324 amino acids. Gene Ontology annotation, cellular component: COP9 signalosome. Lineage: Eukaryota; Apicomplexa; Conoidasida; Eucoccidiorida; Eimeriidae.